Messenger RNA from Cladophialophora bantiana CBS 173.52, 1467 nucleotides. RefSeq lists its product as uncharacterized. Gene Ontology annotation, cellular component: nucleus. The transcript is spliced from 6 exons. Gene Ontology annotation, molecular function: DNA-binding transcription factor activity; transcription cis-regulatory region binding. Lineage: Eukaryota; Fungi; Ascomycota; Eurotiomycetes; Chaetothyriales; Herpotrichiellaceae. The record is from RefSeq and is a predicted model, not a curated record. Bases 1 to 1467 code for a protein of 488 amino acids. Gene Ontology annotation, biological process: positive regulation of transcription by RNA polymerase II.
AUGUCCUGCGACGACCAGCAUCCACGAUGUGGACACUGUGUAAAAGCUGAUCAGCAGUGCAUCCGCAACCCAAGGCGAUCUCGAUACACUCCCAGACCUCGAAGUUUUGGUCUACAGCAGAUUUGGGUGCCCGUUCCGCCGAAAGUUGACUUCGUGGAUGAGACCCCUUUGCUGCAACAUGGCAAGGCCUCUGACAAUCGCUCAAGUGCUGUUCAGCUGGAAUCUCCCCAUCAGGCGCAGCUUUGCCAGCCGUCGAAUGACGGCCCAUUGAAUAUCACAUCACCGUCGCUGGCUGAACAAACAUUCUCCAACGAACAUAUCGAGCUAUCACAGCGUCAUGCACCGAGGACGCCCCAGGACGACUCGCCCUUUCCCACCAAAGAGUCUGCCGAAUUGAUGAGAUACUUCAUCGACAAUUGUGCUUGCUUCUUCGAUUUCAGUGACGCUGACAGACAUUUCGCGUACCAUGUUCCGCUUCGAGCUCGCCGAAAUGCGACCUUGGCGAAUGCUAUGCUGGCGCUGGCUGCUCGACAUCGGAGUCGGACAGGCGAUUUUGAACCUUUCGCUGCCGACAGAUACUACAACGCCUGCCUUCAAACAAUGAUUCCUAAGCUUGGAGAUAGCACCGCGAUCCGGGACGAUGAGCUGCUCGCGGCCAUAGUCAUUCUACGAUUGCUGGAAGAGAUGGAUGUGCUGAUAGUGGGAUUGGAUCCUCAAAAACACCUCUUCGGAACCCAAGCAAUCAUCGCAGCAUCCCAAGCUCACUCUCAAUCGCCGAUGACAGCUCUGAGAAAGGCGUGUUACUGGGCAGCCUUUCGCCAGGAAAUAUUCAUGUCCCUGUCUACGCAGAGACCAUUUAAACUCAUUUUGCCUGAGAUGAAGCCGCCUCAAAGCCCGUCUGAUGACUGGUCAUGGGCGCUCCGAGCGACAUAUCAAUGUGGCAAAGUGCAAGCGUUCGUCUUUGAUGAGGAAUUUGCCACCGUAUCAAGAUAUCUUCAAUUGGUGGAAGAGAUCGAGCAAUGGCAAAGAGAGUGCCCGAUGUCCUUUGAUCCUGUCUAUCAGGAAACCAGUAGGCUGGGGGACUCUUUUCCAGACAUUCGACUCCAGUCGGAUUGCCAUGUGAUGGGUUGGCAAUACAUAAUCAUGGCACAUUUGCUGCUAAACGCCCAUCGACCGUUGCCGCGAGUUGGUCCAUCUCAUAAACAAGAAAUGAUGGACAUGGAAAAGGUAGUCAAGAAAGACGUCAAGACAUUAUGCGGAAUAGCCCGAUCAAAUCCCCAAACUCCUCCGGCAAGUCUAGUGGCUUGCAUGGUUGGAGAUCGCUUCGAUUCCGAGUCUGAGCAGGCGCUCCUCAGAGAUCUCCUCCUUCAGACCGAGCUCUCCACAGGGUGGCCGACCUGCAUGGCGCGGGUGCGGCUCGAACAGACCUGGAAUUGGACGCGGGACACCCCGCACUAUCCAAAUUGA